UAGCUGUCUGCAGCAAUUGCUGGAAGGCGAAAAUAUGUAGCGCAUUCAAUAAUAAUGCAUUCAGUUUAGCAUUAUUUUAGCCGCUGCGUUAAUAAUGAACGAAUUAAAGGACCAGUAAAAGAAUGGCUGUUGAAGCUGUCCAUUGCAACCUCAGUCAGAAUGGGAUAGAUCACCAGGUGUGCACAGAGGAAGUGACCUCGCACCUGGAGGAGGAGUCUGUUGAUCAAGGUCCUGUGCAGGACGAUAACAGCACUACCUUCCAGGGCCAGAGGCAGAGCCCCAAAGAGCAGCAGCCCUCAGAUAUCGAAGUUUCACGGCUGGGGAACGUAAAGCUGAGCAAGCCGGUGGCACUGUGGACCCAGCAGGACGUGUGUAAAUGGCUGAAGAAACACUGCCCCAACCAGCACCAGCUGUACAGCAGCUCCUUCAAGCAGCACGACAUCACAGGCCGGGCCCUGAUGCGGCUGACGGACAGAAAGCUGGAACGCAUGGGGAUCCAGCAGGAGGGCCAGCGGCAACACGUCCUCCAGCAGGUCCUGCAGCUGCGGGUUCGAGAGGAGGUGCGUAACCUGCAGCUGCUCACGCAAGCAUCCCUGGAGAGUUCACCAUAGCCAGAAUGUUCCAGGGAGCCACACCAGCCACACAAUGUUCCGGAAGUGCCCGCCUCCCUCACACCUCAAACCACGCCGCUCUCCCACACACCUAAACUGGCCACUUCCUUCCUUCUGCUCUUCCCCUCCCCUUAUCACACCUGUUUCCUCUCCUAACCACACCCCUCUCUAACACACCUAGAGUGGCCCCUUCCUUCUGUCCUGCCCCUCUCCUCCCCCUAACCACACCCCUCUCUAAUGCACCUAGAGUGGCCACUUCCUUCUGUCCUGCCCCUCUCCUCCCCCUAACCACACCCCUCUCUAAUGCACCUAGAGUGGCCACUUCCUUCUGCCCUGCCAAGGGCAAACGACAGCAACAACACAAACAAUGGGAACCAGAGAUGAAAACAAGCCUCAGCCAAUGACUCCACAAACAACUAUGAAAAAAGCACUCCAGAAAUACAGUACUGUCCACUUGGAACCCAAGCUCUCCACACAUUAAUGUCUUCAGAAAGUAGCACUUUAAUGUCUAUUCUCCAGUAGGAAUACCCAAAUAGCACAGUGAAGUUGUGCAAUCAGUCCAACAUAUCAGGUUUAUCUGCCUCUCUUUCAUGCCAUCUUCUCUGGUCACUCCACACGUGAAAUGACUCAAAAGCAAGAUGAGAUCACAUCUUGCACCUUCCAUUUAAUCUCCU
Megalops cyprinoides (Indo-Pacific tarpon) is the source of this 1285-nucleotide messenger RNA. RefSeq names its product sterile alpha motif domain containing 12 (gene samd12). Bases 123 to 611 code for a protein of 162 amino acids. Gene Ontology annotation, cellular component: cytoplasmic side of plasma membrane. The record is from RefSeq and is a predicted model, not a curated record. The transcript is spliced from 5 exons. Gene Ontology annotation, molecular function: protein binding. Lineage: Eukaryota; Metazoa; Chordata; Actinopteri; Elopiformes; Megalopidae. Gene Ontology annotation, biological process: cell surface receptor protein tyrosine kinase signaling pathway.